Molecule: messenger RNA, 1814 nt
Organism: Brachypodium distachyon (stiff brome)
Lineage: Eukaryota; Viridiplantae; Streptophyta; Magnoliopsida; Poales; Poaceae
Product: ankyrin-3
Exons: 2
Coding region: 222-1622 (466 amino acids)
Molecular function (GO): protein binding
Source: RefSeq, a predicted model, not a curated record
UUCACGAGGGUACUGUACUCCGUAGAUUAUAGCGUUUUGCCUGCUCGACCUUCCCGCCCCGCCAUUCUCUGCUGGUCCGGUAGUUUAUCAUGUACUGGAAGUAGUACUAGAAGGUACAAGGACAUGCGGGAUCGAGCGAGUCGGCACGGAUUGCCGGAGACGGAGUCGCUACGCCAUCUUCUCAACCAAUUAACCGCCGGUGACGGGUCUACCGAUCCACCAUGCCAGACUGGCACAGAAAAUUCAACAUUAUGAUGUUGCUCCUACUAGCGUGCAAUUCAAAAGCGUCGUCCGUCGUAGGUAGCCCCUGCCAGCCACCAUUCCGUGCUUCCACUCCCACUCCGAGCGUUGUAUCUUGCGCUCCCAUCCACGAGAUGGCCGCCGCCAAACCAGCCCCAAUUGCCGCCGAUUCCACCACCAACAACAACGCGGCCACACCGCCGGAGCCCCCACUCCUGGAGGUGGCGGAAGAGGAGGUGGUCAUCGACUUCGAGCCCAACUCCAAGUGCCGCGUCGACCUCCGCCUCCGCUCGCUGCACGCCACGCUCCCGGUCGCCUUCAAGGUCCAGACCUCCUCCCCGCUCAGGUUCCUCGUCAGCCCGCCGCGGGGCUCCCUGGCGCCGCUCUCCUCGUCCUCCAUCCGCGUCGUGCUCCGCCCGCAGCCGCACCCCCCGCAGUGCUUCCCGCGCUCCCGCGCCGACCGCUUCCUCGUCCUCUCCUCCCUCUCCGCCGCGCACCUCGACGGCCCCGGCUCCGGAUCCGCCUCAAGCGCCAUCCGCCUCCGCGUGUUCUUCGGCGGCCCCUACCUGCUCCGCCUCGCCGCCGACGCCGGGGACGCCGCGGCCGUGCGCCUCAUCCUGCGCCGCCAGCCGCACCUCCUGCCGGUGCUCCAGCCUGCGGCGGCGGCGGUGGCGCCGGUGCCCGACGCGGGGGAGGAGCUGCACGCGGCCGCCGCGAGAGGGGACCGCGCCGAGGUGAGGAGGCUGGGGGCGGAAGGGCUGGAGGCGCGUGACAAGGAAGGGAGGACGGCUCUGCAUGUCGCGGCCGCGGCGGGGGGAGCGGAGGCCGUGGCGGAGCUGGUGGAGAUGGGCGCUGACGCCGCGGCGGCCGACGCGCGCGGGAGGACUCCGCUGGACGUGGCGCGAGAGAAAGGCUAUAAGGAAGUGAUGGACAUCCUGGAACGGUGGGAGCUAGUCAUGACCGCCGCGAGGCGAGGCGACCUCCAAAGCCUCGAGUUCCUCCUCAGCAAGCGCACCGGCCUCCGCGGGUGCGACCAGUAUGGCCUGACGGCGCUCCAUGUGGCCGCCAUCAAAGGUCACUGCGACGUGAUCGCCUUGCUCGCGGGGUCUGGCUGCAUGGACGUCGAGUGCGAGGAUGUGGAAGGGCACAGGCCGUUGCAUCUCGCCGUCGAAAGCGGCUGCGCCGAGGCCGUGGACCUGCUGCUUGACAUGGGCGCCGACGUCCAUGCCAAGACCAAGCGGGGCACGACACCGCUCCAGAUGGCUGAGACGAUGCGGUAUGAGGACAUCUCGCAUCUGCUGCGCAGCCGGGGUGCCGAGGCGGCAGCUGCUGCGCAGCUGUGCAUUGCAUCCUCAUCUUCCUUGUCGAUCUCAUGUGCCUAGCUAGGCCUUGCGUGUAAAAUUCAGAGUUGUUUGUAGAGACAUUAUUGAUACUACACCGUAUAGGUCACAGAAGUGACUAUACAGUUUUAUGAUGACGGAUUCUAAGCUUCCUGCGGCACUUUUCCAAAAGUUGCAAAUUGAUCCAGAAUGUAGAUCUAGACGUACAGAAUCAAAUCCUUCUCAAAUGUCCAA